AUGUACCACCUGGUCUUUGUCGAUAUGCUCACUACUUACGUACUGCUGACGGGCUGCAUAUUUGUGGCCUCAAACCCUCCACUAAAGCUCUUCUUCUUCUCCAAGCCCAACAUCCUUAUCACGACGUCAGUCUUCAAGUAUGAGGAGAGGCCUACCAGCGUGGCGCCUUUGAUACGGACGAUGAAUGACGACAACGACUGGAACAAUUGGUUUGAGGAAGACCAUCCAAAGCUGGACGGAUCGCAAUCAGGACUCGUUCUUAUCCUGGCAAGAAGGGGUGGAGAGACGAAAAUUGAUCCCAUGCAGCGAAUGCAGUCCAGCGACUGUGUUAGAGAUAUUGAAAAAGUUGCAAGCGGCUUCAAAGAAGCGCCAAAGGACGCACUACGUGGGACUGGUGGCCAACGGACUCUACGAAAUAUUCCAUUCUCAGCUCAAACAUUCAAACGAAUCGCAAAAGAAUUUCGAAUACACGAUUCAAUUAUUCGACAAGUGAGCCGCGCUGAUGUUCCCGACUUUUCCGCUGUGAAGCUUGAUAUGGAACUAUCAAAGCAUCAACCUCUACCCGCACACGUAUAUAACAUACGUACUUCGAAUUCCUGGGAAAACGACCUCGCGGCAUCAACAACAUACCUACCACAUUGCAGCCUCUCAUUAUCUAUCGUUUUUGGAUGCACACUAUCAAUUGAGGAUGAAAUAAUGUCACGCCUGACAAGGGUCACCUAUGAGAUAUCACACCCACUGUUGAUACCUAGCAUUAUUGUCGAACUGGAAAGGAAACGACAACUUCCAAUCGUUGAAGACAUGAUCGACCAGGUUGAAACCAAGAUCCUGGAGUUGGAUAAAGACCCCGAGUCACUGCAAGAUGUACCAAGGGAUGAGAAAAUAGCCCUCAAAGAAGCAAAACGAUCGGCCUGGCUUGACAUGUUGUAUCUGCGAAAUCAACUACUCAGUUGGCGUAGGUGCAUGGAAACACUGCACAAGCAGACGAAGAGCCUCGACCGCAAGAUGUUUGGAAGACCAUAUGCGCAGGUCCGGUAUAAAUACGAAGGAACUGAAGAAUCUGGCGACAGAGAUUAUAUCCUUUCAGAUUCUGAUUCAGAACUUGAGGAAUACUGCAAUGUACGACCGUCUGCGAAUAAUCAUCCUUAUAACAACGUUGAACAUCAAGGCUCAAGGCAGCUUGUACGUACAGAAGUAGAGCCGUACUAUCCUGAGUGUCAAAGGCCUCUUUGGACGUCUAGUUUCUAUAUGAGACGAACGGGGAAAAAGAUCAAAGGUCGUCUUGAGCAGAUUAUGAGGGAAUAUAGCGACAAGAUACAACAGUGCACCUCUGGUAUUGAAGGGAUGGUCAUGUCAACACAAUGGUCUCAGGCACAAGGCGAAACAAACGUGGAAAUAGCACUGGCAACAAGUCAGGACUCUCGCCAUAUGAGGUCCAUCGCACUUGUCACCAUGGUGUUUCUUCCAGGGACAUUCUUUGCAAGUAUCUUUUCAAUGGGAUUCUUUAACUUCACCGGUUCUGGUUCUGUCAUAGUGUCUCGGCUUUUCUGGCUAUACGUAGUUCUAGCCGCAGGCUUCACAGCUGUCACUGUCGGCAGAAGGCGUUGUCCUCCGUUGAGUGUCCUGAAACUGCUACAGUCCGAAAAGAUGGCAUAG
This is a messenger RNA of Fusarium graminearum PH-1, 1656 nucleotides long. RefSeq lists its product as uncharacterized. The coding region runs from base 1 to 1656 and encodes 551 amino acids. The transcript is spliced from 9 exons. Lineage: Eukaryota; Fungi; Ascomycota; Sordariomycetes; Hypocreales; Nectriaceae. The record is from RefSeq and is a predicted model, not a curated record.